Messenger RNA from Colossoma macropomum (tambaqui), 4524 nucleotides. It is a transcript of the gene mib2, whose product is annotated as mindbomb E3 ubiquitin protein ligase 2. Gene Ontology annotation, biological process: protein ubiquitination. The transcript has 19 exons. The record is from RefSeq and is a predicted model, not a curated record. Gene Ontology annotation, cellular component: cytoplasm. Bases 590 to 3625 code for a protein of 1011 amino acids. Lineage: Eukaryota; Metazoa; Chordata; Actinopteri; Characiformes; Serrasalmidae. Gene Ontology annotation, molecular function: zinc ion binding; protein binding; ubiquitin-protein transferase activity.
CAUCGUUAACGUACACACCGUCUGUCAGCUGUCUCACAAGCUCGGCGAAACCUGCCAAUACCUGAAAACGUAACUGAAAACAUGAAUAACUCUUCGUUUUGAGCUCCCCUGUUCAACUGCGCUACGCCUGGGGCGAAACAGGGGGGGAAAUAAAUAAAAAAUAAAAGUGACGACGUUCAGCGUGGGAGUGUCACAGCCCGAAUCCCCGCUCCUCGCCGUGUUGUUGCUGUUAGCAUAACUAGCACGUCUGCUGAGCCGUUUUGGUCGCCUCUCGCCUCUCGAAAGCUCCACCGGCUGCUAACAGAAGCCUCGGUUCGAUAUGUUAUUUGUGGACUUAAUGUAGAACCAAAGAAAGCGAAGACCCCCAGUGGAAGGUUAGUGAAGCCUCACAAAUGCUAUCUGCGCCUCCGCUUUGAUAGCGAAGACGACGAGCCGUGCCGUGCUAGCCCUGAGUCGGUACAUAAAGACUAAUGACACAUGCCUGUCCUGCUGCUCACUUACUCAGUCAUGCUCGUCGCUUGCUUUAGUCUAAAGCUUAGCCUUUGAGCGAAUUAAGCGCUGGGCCGGCGAAGUUCUCGUGGAGGCAUUAAUGCUGUCGACAGUCACCCCUGACCUGUCUCCAGAGAGCCCUCUACUCGGCACCCUCCCACUCCCACCGGCUCGCUCCCGCGCGGCUGGCCCCAGCGGAGCCGGCGCCGCCCCACCACAUCCGGCUCCGCUCGUGCGGUCCCACCGCAAACGAAGCGGAGAGGCCGGCUGCGCCAGCCCCCCGGCCCACGGCGCCAUGGAGGUGGGUAUGCGAGUGGUGCGCGGCUUCGACUGGAAGUGGGGCAACCAAGAUGAUGGCGAGGGCCAUGUGGGCACUGUGGUGGAGGUGGGGCGCCAGGGAAGCACCACCACACCUGACAAGACUGUGGUGGUGCAGUGGGACAGCGGCACGCGCACAAACUACCGCACAGGCUACCAGGGCGCGUAUGACCUGCUGCUCUAUGACAACGCACAGAUUGGUGUCCGCCACUCAAACAUCAUCUGUGACAGCUGUAAGAAGCAUGGCAUAAUGGGAAUGCGUUGGAAAUGUAAGGUGUGUUUUGACUACGACCUGUGUACGCACUGCUACAUGAACAACAAACACGACCUCUCGCAUGCCUUUGAGCGCUACGAGACUGCACACUCGCAGCCGGUGAGCUUGACUCCACGGCAGAACCUCUCACGGAUCAUUCUUAAGGGAAUCUUCCAGGGUGUGAAGGUCGUCCGCGGGCCUGACUGGGAUUGGGGCAACCAAGACGGAGGAGAAGGGAAGAUCGGGAAGGUGGUCGAUAUUCGGGGUUGGGACCAGGAGUCGGGACGCAGUGUAGCCAGCGUCACGUGGUCUAAUGGGACUACCAACGUCUACAGAAUGGGUCACAAGGGCAAGGUCGACCUCAAAUAUGUGUCUGAUGGACAAGGAGGCUACUACUACAAGGAGCACCUGCCCAAGCUAGGUGAACAUGCAGAACUGCACAGGCAGGAGAGUGCUGAUGGUCACACAUUCCAGCAAGGUGAUAAGGUCAAAUGUUUGCUGGAGGUGGACAUCCUCAGGCAGAUGCAGGAGGGCCACGGAGGCUGGAACCCUAAAAUGGCAGAGUACAUCUGCAGAAUCGGGACAGUGCACAGGAUAACAGACCGAGGGGAUGUCAGAGUCCAGUACAGUAACAAUAUACGCUGGACUUUCCACCCUGGCGCGCUGACUAAGGUGAAUACAUUCGCAGUAGGCGAGCUGGUGAGGGUUCUGGAUGAUAUUGACAGCGUGAAGAGACUACAAGCCGGCCAUGGAGAGUGGACAGACAGCAUGUCGUCUGCUCUGGGGCAGGUUGGCAAGGUGUUGAAGGUGUACGCGGACGGCGACCUGCGCGUGGCUUUCGGAGGACAAACCUGGACCUUCAACCCCGCCUGCCUGUCCGGCCAGCCUGGUGAGGUGGAUGCAAAUCUGAUGACGGCGGAGAACCCCAGCGAAUCUGGAAGUACAGUCAUUUCAGUCCUGGAGAAGCUGCUGUCUCAGUCCACAGAGCAGGAUAACCCCGGGCGGCUGGUUAUCGAGGCUGCGCACGGCAGCGCUGCCAAAGUCCGCGAGCUGGUGCAGAAACAUCCCGACAAGGUGGACAUAAAGAAUCAGGGAAAGACGGCGCUGCAGGUAGCUGCGCACCAGGGCCAUAUGGAAGUGGUGAAGGUCCUGCUUCAAGCCAACAGCAGCAUCGAAGCCAAGGAUGAGGAUGGAGACGCAGCACUGCACUACACAGCAUUCGGGAACCAGGCAGAGAUAGCACGUCUCCUGCUGAGCAAAGGGGCCAAUGUCAACCUUCUCAACAACUCCAUGUGUACCGCCCUCCACAUUGCGGUCAACAAGGGCUUCACCGACGUGGUGAGGGUGCUGACCGAGCAUUCGGCUGACGUUAACCUGCAGGAUUCGUACGGGGACACGCCUUUGCAUGAUGCCAUCGCUAAGGACUUUAGGAGCAUCAUUGAAAUCCUCACUGUGGUGCCCAACAUCGAUUUCACCCAGCAGAACAACCGUGGCUUCAACCUGCUGCACCAUGCUGCUUUGAAGGGCAACAAACUGGCGACGGAGAUGAUCCUGUCUCGUGCCCGGCAGCUUGCUGACGUUAAGAAGGAGGAUGGCUUUUCCGCUCUUCACCUGGCUGCCCUCAACAACCACCGCGAUGUGGCCGAGAUCCUUAUCAAAGAAGGCCGCUGCGACGUCAACAUCCGCAACAACCGCAACCAGACGCCACUGCAGCUGGCGGUGACGCAGGGCCACGUGGCGUUGGUGGCUCUGCUGGUGGCGGAGGGAGCUGAUGUGAAUGCUGAGGAUGAGGAGGGAGACACGGCGAUGCAUACGGCACUCAGUCGCCAACAACUCACCACCACCCUCAGCACCAGCGAGAGAGAGACAUCAGCACUCUACAGUCGGCUGAGCAGUUCAGGGUUGUUGGGGAACACUGAGCUGAAUGUUGGAGCCUCUAUUGCCUGCUUCCUGGCUCAAGAGGGCGCAGACAUAAACUACGCUAACCAUAAAGGCAAGAGUCCUCUGGACCUGGUGACGGACAGCACGGUCCUGCAGCUCAUCAGGAGCUUCUCAGAGAAACACCGGCUUCAGCAGCUGCAGGCUAUCACAUGUGGAACGAGCAGUAGCAGCAGUCUGCGUCGGGUUCACACCACACCCAACACCAUGACCAACCUGGCCAUGCCCUGUGCUCCAGGCCCCAGCGAGUGCCUCAUCUGCUCCGAGCUUGCCCUGCUCGUGCUCUUCUCCCCAUGCCAGCACAGCGUUGCCUGCGAAGAGUGUGCUCACAGAAUGAAGAAAUGUAUCAAAUGCCAGGUCACAAUCACCAAGAAAAUCCGACAAGACCAAACGGAGGUGGAGUGUAGUCCGAACUCAGACAACUCGGAGCAGCACAACCUGUUGGAGCAGCUGCAGUCGCGCUACCGGCAGAUGGAGGAGCGCAUCACCUGCCCCAUCUGCAUCGACAACCAGAUCAAGCUGGUCUUCCAGUGCGGCCACGCCUCCUGCAUCGACUGCAGCGCUGCCCUGAAAACUUGCCCCAUCUGCCGCCAGACCAUCCGCGAGAGGAUACAGCUCUUCGUCUGAGACAUAAACUCACCUACACACACACACUGAGUCCUUGGGCACCUGCUGCCCCAAGUGUGUGUGUGUGUGUGUUUUCCCCCUGGGCUGCUGGAGAUGUUGCGGCUGUCAGUGCUUGCUAUUAGAUGGGGAAGCUGGGGGGAGGGUCUGCUGUGAUUAGCCAAUCAGCUGUUUUUGUGCUUCUUCAGCCUGACCUGUCCAUCAUCGCCGUCAAGAUGGAUUCGGAAAAGCCAAGCUCACGUUUGCUCGACAUUCGGUCAUGUUGAAGAGGAUAAUUCACACCCAUGCUGUGGAGGGAGAUUUUUGCAGAUGAUUGUGGAUGGUGAGCCAGUGACUGUGUGUUGGUGUGGAAGCUUUUGCUUAUUGGUUCAUCAGCUUGAUGCAGUCAAUGAGAAUACGGAGCCACUUCAGCACACAAACUCACUCACAGUCGGCACACACAGGGCUCUCCGUCACAGCUCACCAACCACAAAUGAAAUGAAUCAUUAUCCUCGCGACUUCCCGCUCCUCAGAGACAACCCAUUAAUCCUUAGAACUGCUUUCUGUAAGAUUUACUCCUUAUUUUCUAUUUAAUUAGUUGCUGACUCACCCCCAUCUGUCUGACAGUAUUUGGCGCUAAACUAGCUCCUAGAUGUUUACAGACUGCAAUAUUCUCUGUGAAAACCACAGAGGAUGGAGAUAUUGUUUUGCACGUAAGCGUCAGCGUUUUAAAUCUUACAGACUGCAGCUUUAAGCCUAGUUAUACUGUGAUGCUUGUUUGAGGGUGAUGGUAUACUCCUCCCUCUAGACCCCCCAAAGGCUUUCCACAAGCAAGGGAUAUACAAUGCAUGCUGAUAUGCAUAUUAUUUAUACGAUAUAUUGUGACAUGGAUUACAUUUGUGGUGUUAUAAGGCAAUCAGUCU